This is a messenger RNA of Exophiala bonariae, 2550 nucleotides long. RefSeq lists its product as uncharacterized. Gene Ontology annotation, cellular component: membrane. Gene Ontology annotation, molecular function: carbohydrate:proton symporter activity; oxidoreductase activity; metal ion binding. Gene Ontology annotation, biological process: transmembrane transport; carbohydrate transport. The record is from RefSeq and is a predicted model, not a curated record. Bases 1 to 2550 code for a protein of 849 amino acids. NCBI's taxonomy places the organism in Eukaryota, Fungi, Ascomycota, Eurotiomycetes, Chaetothyriales, Herpotrichiellaceae. The transcript has 8 exons.
AUGAAGAAAUUCCAAUUAGCCUGUUUAAUGUAUAUCUCCUUUGGUGGUGCCUUCUAUGGAUAUGAUUUUGGUAUCAUCUCAUGCGUUUUGGGUUAUGAAGAAUUCAUCACUUACUACAACUUCAACCCAACCACGAUUGGUGCGUUCAAUUCAGCUUACUAUGCGGCGUGCGCCGCGGGUACUGCGAUGAACAUAUACUUGCCGAACAAAUAUGGCCGACUUUGGACCAUUCGAAUUGGUUGUUUGAUCUCUUUUGUUGGAAUAAUCCUGCAAACUGCGGCAGUCAACUUUGCCAUGCUUCUGAUCGGACGCAUCAUUGGGGGAAUUGCCACUGGUAUUAUUUUUGGAAUUUGUCCUGUCUAUGCUAGUGAAAUCUCUCCACCUCAUAUGCGUGGGAGAGUUGGUGCACUGUUCGCGCUCAAUAUCUCAUUGGCCAAUUGCCUCACAGUCUGGAUCGGACUUGGUCUCUUUUUUGUUCCUGGAGAAGCCGCAUUCCGCAUCCUCUUUGGAUUUCAACUUCUUCCCGGAUUAUGUAUGCUCGCAGGUUCACCAUGGAUGCCAGAGUCUCCGAGAUGGCUUGCACUUACCGAUCGAUACGAAGACUGUCUCGCUGUUCUCAGGCGAAUCCAUGGCAAUGAUCACGAUGACUCUGACUCAUUUUAUGCACGCGAAUUUCAUCAAGUCCGUGCACAGAUCGAAAUGGAGAAGAGCGAGAGAAUCGGCAUCAAAGACAUUUUAACAAGAGCAUCUUAUCGCAAAAGAGUGUUGCUUAUUAUGGCUUUCUAUUUCUUCCAGCAGGCAACUGGAAUUCUUCCACAGGCGGUUUACCAAGUGCAGAUUUACUCAAUCUUGAAGACUACUCCUGUCAUGUCACUAGUUCUAGUUGGGGUGUGGGGUAGUGUCUCGACAUUCGCUGUCCUCAGUAUCGGCUUUUGGUUUGAUAAAAUCGGACGUCGGAAUGCAUUGUUCCUCUCCUACGCGAUCAUGAUUCCUGCAUCCGUUAUCAUAAUUGGCCUGUGGGCUGCCUUUGAACGCAGUGGUAAUACCAAUCUUGGACUUGCAAAGGGCAUUAAUGUUGGUAUAUACCUCACCGUGUUCGGAUAUGCGGCCAUCAUGAACACGUUUGGCACUACUUACGCGUCAGAAAUCAUGCCGACCAAAAUCCGCGCAACUGGGGUCGCGGCGGGCUACAUCGUCUUCAACAUAAUGGGUGUGCUCAUGACCCAAACUGCACCACUGGCGAUUGCUGCGAUGACCUGGAAGUACUUCAUCAUCUGGCUGGUGCUUGACUGCCUCUAUGUGGUCAUCGUGUACUUUUACUACCCGGAGACGAAGAAUAAGACUCUAGAGGAGCUCGGCGGCGUGUUUGGCGACAAAGUUGCGGAGUCUUGGGAGGAGACGAAGCAGUAUAUUAAGGACACCAAAGAAAUUGAGCAGAUGCCCGUUUCUGAUGAGAAAGUCGCCAAUCCUCAAGUCACGAAGUCACCCGAGCAUGUUGAGACUGUUGCGCGAAAAGCCAGUGGAGCUGAUAUUGUUGUCACGCUCGGCGGCGGAUCGAUCACCGACGGGGUCAAGCUCGCGGGCCUGAGCCUUGCGAACAACCUCACAUCUCUCCAAGCCCUUGGAGCUAUGAGCGACAAGCUCAAAGCUGCAAUGCAGCACGAUAUUGACUACAAAUAUGUCACAAAUUCCGACCCAGGGGAUGUGUAUGCACCACCUUUCACCAUGAUCAACGUACCGACCACGCUCUCCGCGGGAGAAUACUCGCCGUACGCAGGUGGCAUUGAUGCUACAGAUGGAGUGAAGAAGAUCUUUGUCCAUCAGGGGUUGUUCGCGGACGUGGUGAUCCUCGACCCAGAAUUGGCUGCCCAUUCACCAGAGUGGGUGUGGAUGAGUAGUGGCGUAAGGGCGAUUGAUCACUGCGUUGAACUAUUGGCGAGCUUGAACCCAGAUAUCGAGAAGGAGACGGAUGAGGCGGCAGAAAGGGGCUUGGUCUUGGUGGUCAGGGGGCUCUUGAAGUUAAGAAAGGACCCACGGGAUCUGGAGGCCAGACUAGAAACACAAAUUGGAUCGGUCUUUGCUAUGGACGCGAAACUUACUGAUAAUCUCCAUCUUGCUUUCCUAGGACUAUGUCGAGGUGUCCAUCUCGGCGGCUCACACGCCAUCGGACACGAACUAGGCACCAUGAAUGUAGCGCACGGGCACACGUCUUGUGUGCUAUGCCCAUCAGUCAUGAAGUACAAUGCCCGCGUUAAUGCGAAUCGCCAACAACGAGCUCUCAAUGCCCUCUGGUCAGAUCCAUACAUCCGUCAAUCUCUGGAGCACCAAAGCAAUCUAAAAGAGUCUUCUGCCGACCUUGGGGAUGCUCUCGAUGCAAUAUUUCGAGCGUUUGGCAUGCCGAGGACUUUGAAGGAGGUUGGGGUAGAAGGAGAGGAAAGAUUGAGGGAGCUGGCCAGAAAAUGCUUGGAAGAUCCAUGGUGUAGGACAAACCCGGUUCCACUGUUAACCGAGGAACAAGUUAUGAGGAUACUGAAGAUGGUCGAGAAGUAA